CUCCGCUGUGAGCGGAGUUUUUUUCCUGUGGAAGAUGGACAUGCCAACGCCAGUGUCGCCAUGCCUCUCAGGCCCCAGAUGGACCCUGGGAAGGAAAAGGAAAGUCGGCCGCAGCCCUCAGAGCCGCCCACCAGGAAGAAAUUUGUUAUCCCACUGGAGGAAGACGAGGUCCCUCCUGCAGGGGCCAAGCCCUUAUUCAGGUCUUCCAGGAACUCCAGCAACACGGCACCCUCAGCCCCAGGGGCCCCUCAGACCUACGCCGAGUAUGCCAUCGCCCAGCCUCCAGGAGGGGUCGGGGCCGCAGGACCCACAGGCUCCGAGCCUGUGACGGGAGAGAACCCCAGCCAUACCCUGAAACCAGGAGCAAAAUCCAACAGCAUCAUCGUGAGCCCGCGGCAGAGGGGCAACCCUGUGUUGAAGUUCGUGCGCAAUGUGCCAUGGGAAUUUGGUGAGGUGGUCCCCGACUACGUGCUGGGCCAGAGCACCUGUGCCCUUUUCCUCAGCCUCCGCUACCACAACCUCCAUCCAGACUAUAUCCACGAACGGCUGCAGAGCCUGGGGAAGAGCUUCGCCCUGCGCGUGCUGCUGGUCCAGGUGGAUGUGAAAGAUCCCCAGCAGGCCCUUAAGGAGCUGGCUAAGAUGUGCAUCUUGGCUGACUGCACCCUGGUCCUGGCCUGGAGCGCAGAGGAAGCCGGGCGGUAUCUGGAGACCUACAAGGCAUAUGAACAGAAGCCGGCUGAUCUCCUCAUGGAGAAGCUGGAACAGAACUUCCUGUCCCGGGCCACUGAGUGUCUAACCACCGUGAAGUCAGUCAACAAGACGGACAGCCAGACCCUCCUGGCUACAUUUGGAUCCCUCAAACAGCUCAUCACCGCAUCAAGGGAGGAUCUAGCCCUGUGUCCGGGCCUGGGCCCCCAGAAGGCCCGCAGGCUCUUUGACGUCCUACAUGAACCCUUCCUCAGAGUGCCCCGAUGACCCGCCGCUGCUACCACCAUAGCCCCGUGUCACAAUAAAGUGUUUUCCUUGCCCAGGCUCCUGCUGG
Molecule: messenger RNA, 1042 nt
Organism: Acomys russatus (golden spiny mouse)
Lineage: Eukaryota; Metazoa; Chordata; Mammalia; Rodentia; Muridae
Gene: Ercc1
Product: ERCC excision repair 1, endonuclease non-catalytic subunit
Exons: 9
Coding region: 61-975 (304 amino acids)
Biological process (GO): mitotic recombination; meiotic mismatch repair; UV-damage excision repair
Cellular component (GO): nucleus; nucleotide-excision repair factor 1 complex; ERCC4-ERCC1 complex
Molecular function (GO): damaged DNA binding; single-stranded DNA binding
Source: RefSeq, a predicted model, not a curated record